This is a messenger RNA of Fraxinus pennsylvanica, 597 nucleotides long. The record is from the annotation of a GenBank genome assembly. Lineage: Eukaryota; Viridiplantae; Streptophyta; Magnoliopsida; Lamiales; Oleaceae.
AUGACAAACAGGCUAGAAGGCAAGGUUGCUGUAAUAACUGGUGGCGCCAGUGGCAUAGGGGAAACCACGGCCAGGCUUUUCGUCCAACAAGGCGCUAAGGUCAUUAUUGCUGAUGUCCAGGAUGAACUCGGCCGAGCAGUAUGCAAUAACAUAGGAUCUCCAGAAGUCAUUUCCUAUGUCCACUGCGAUGUAUCUAAUGACACCGAUGUCCAAAAUGCAGUAGACAUGGCAAUUUCCAAGUACGGUAAACUAGACAUAAUGUUUGGCAAUGCAGGUACGGGAGGUAAGAUGACCCCAACAAUUUUGGAUAUUGAGUACGAAGACUUCAAGAGGGUUUUUGAUGUUAAUGUUUUUGGCAUGUUUUCAUGCUCCAAACACGCUGCAAGGGUAAUGAUUCCGUCCAAGAAAGGGAGCAUUAUCUUUACUUCAAGUGUAGCUUCUGUGACUUUUGGGGAUGCCCCUCAUGCUUAUGUAGUAUCCAAGACUGCUGUAGUAGGUCUUACAAAGAAUCUUCUAAAACACGAUGCUGUCAAGGUGCUUUCUUCAGACACUUUACGGACUUACAAGAUUGAUGGUACAAUUUGUUGCUGGCUAUGA